This is a messenger RNA of Pyrus x bretschneideri (Chinese white pear), 1280 nucleotides long. RefSeq names its product tRNase Z TRZ1. The transcript has 8 exons. The coding region runs from base 26 to 922 and encodes 298 amino acids. Lineage: Eukaryota; Viridiplantae; Streptophyta; Magnoliopsida; Rosales; Rosaceae. The record is from RefSeq and is a predicted model, not a curated record.
CUGAUUCUUCUUAGUUAAUUUGUCAAUGGCCGGAAGUAGAAGCAAAGACCCGAAACCGAAUUCAGAACCCGACCCAGCUUCCAAAAAAGUCAGGGGAUUGACCAUUGAAGGUUACCCAAUUGAAGGUUUGUCCAUUGGCGGCCAUGAAACCUGCAUAAUCUUCCCAAGUCUCAACCUUUCCUUUGAUAUUGGUCGCUGCCCGCAGCGUGCUAUUUCGAAGGACUUCCUCUUCAUCUCCCACGCCCACAUGGAUCACAUUGGAGGAUUGCCCAUGUAUGUUGCAACCCGUGGGUUAUACAGUAUGAAGCCCCCGACGAUAAUUGUACCAAAGUGUAUAAAAGAACUCGUGGAACAACUUUUUGAGGUGCACAGAAAAAUGGACCAGUCGGAGCUGAAGCAUAACCUUAUUGGCUUGGAUGUUGGAGAAGAAUUCUUUAUGAGAAGGGAUCUCAUUGUAAAAGCCUUUAGGACUUACCAUGGAAUACCGAGUCAGGGUUAUGUAGUAUACUCCGUAAAACAAAAACUUAAGCAGGAGUACCUUGGCCUUUCUGGGAAUGAAAUUAAAAACUUGAAAUCAUCAGGUGUUGAGAUUACAAACACUUUUACAGAACCUCAAGUUGCUUUUACAGGAGAUACCAUGUCGGACUUCAUAACAGACAGUAGUAAUAUUGAUGUGCUGAAGGCAAAGAUUCUUGUUGUGGAGAGCACCUUUGUAGAUGACUCGGUUACAGUGGAGCAUGCCAGAGACUACGGACACAUACAUCUAUCUGAGAUAAUUAGUCAUGCAGAGAAGUUUGAAAACAAAGCAAUUCUUCUUAUUCACUUUUCCGCUCGAUACACAGUACAGGAAAUUGAACAAGCUGUGUCAGCAUUGCCUGCUCCUUUAGCAGGCCGAGUUUUUGCACUUACAGAAGGUAUUUGAUGGCAAAGCUAGUCAGCUGCUUUGGUCUUUUCAUGAAAUCAAUUUUGGCAACUUAAAUGUCUGCACUGAAGACAAGCAUAUGGCACGAGAAACCUCUGAUGCAGGCGGAUCUUCAGCAUCGUGGUAUGCUGACACAAGAUCGAGAAAUGAGUACAAGAACACAUAGUUAGGCAAUCCAGCCUAUUCGGGUUUUUAUUUGCUUAUCGGGUGUUCCUCUUGUAUAAAUCCCAUGUAUUUCAGUAGCUUCUCUUCCCCUUAUUGAUCAAAAUUAAAGAGCUGGGCUAGCCAUUGCUGAUUUGUAGCCAUACUCAAGUUCAUUGAUCUUAUAUAUUAAUUUUAGAUUGUUUUAAGGGUAAAA